AUGUCCUCCACCCAGAAGGAGAACCCACCCAAAGCCAUGGCGCUAGCUACCGAAGGAUUUUCGGGAAAAAAACAUUACUGGGAAGUGGAGGUGGGGGAUAAACCAGAGUGGGAGCUGGGCGUGGUGUGUGAAGAAAUCAGAAAUACUCUAAGGAGCAGCAACACGACGAAUACUUUCCCAAAAGGGAAUUUCCUCAGCCUGCAGUUUUCUCAGGGAGAAUACAGCUCGACCGGUGGGAAGGACGUAAGAUAUUGCAAGCCCUGCGGCGUGGUAGGUGUUCUCCUGGAUCAGGAACGUGAUGAGAUUUCGUUUUUUGAUGUUGAAGAAAAAUGCCUUCUGGAGUGUUUCUCUUUUGAGAUUUCGGGGAAUCUGUACCCGUUCUUCAGCCCAGGCUCCGAUGGGAAAUGGUUGGGAGUGCGCCCUGUAAGCGCUAAAAACACCUUACCCUCUCUGUGA
Messenger RNA from Pterocles gutturalis (yellow-throated sandgrouse), 456 nucleotides. Its product is annotated as erythroid membrane-associated protein-like. The coding region runs from base 1 to 456 and encodes 151 amino acids. The record is from RefSeq and is a predicted model, not a curated record. Gene Ontology annotation, molecular function: protein binding. Lineage: Eukaryota; Metazoa; Chordata; Aves; Pterocliformes; Pteroclidae. The transcript has a single exon.